AUUUCACACGUUUUACUGUCUUGUUCAGAAUCUAUGGACAACAUUUUCUCAGAAAUCGCAGAUGAUGAUAGUUCGUUUCCACUUGCUACCACCAUUGCGAACAAGUUGAAACCCAAACCCCGCUUUAAACCGAAGAAACCAGCGGCAACCAGCACCAAUUCAUCUGAUUCUACUGUACCAGUAAGUAAAAACGAAGAAGUUAACCUCAGGCAGGAUGCUGUAGUUGAGUCUAAAGAACCACUCAGUUCAGUCUCUGAGUCUAACAAAAAUUCAUCAGAGGUUGACAUAGAGGUUCCUCAUGGCGAAACUCAUGUUUCAAAGAGUGAUAAGGUAGUUUCAAAGAUGUCGAUAGCGUUUGAUGUGGAGAGUGUUCCACUCAUUCAUCCCAAUGCUUCCAUGGCAACAAUAGCAUACAAAUCUCAACCCAAACCAUGCCUUAAACCCAAGAAACCAGCAGCCACAUUCUCUAACUCAUCUGCUGCUACUUGGCCUGAUGUUAUAGUUGAGUGUAAAGAACCAUGUAUUGUUUCAGAGUCUGAGUCUAACAUCAAUUUCUCGGAUGCUGUUGUAAGGAGAGAGUCGGAGGCUGAGAAAGAGGUUCCUCAUGGCGAAACUCAUGUCUCAGAGGUGUUGAUAGAGUCUCACAUGGAGGUUGGUCCACUCUUUCAUCCUGAUGCGCCCAUGGCUGUUGCAGAGCCUGUCAGUGCUUCACACCUGUGCUCAAGCGGCUCUGUAGCAAUGGAUAUUUCGUCUGUAGUUAGUGAGGCCCAAGAAGCAGUCAACUUAUCUAGCGGAUUAUUGUCUCAUGAGGUGGCUUCUCAAGAUAUUUCUCAAGUCUCCAAGUGGGAGGGAAACUUGCAAAGUGAUCCAGCCAAACCAGAAAAAGCGGCAAUGCCAGUUCUCUUAGGCAUGGAAUUGCAUGCUGAUAUUUUCUCAGAGUCCACUGAUAUUGCUGCAGUAAAAAAAGUAAGCAAAUUUCAACCAAAGGCUGGUUCACGACAAAAAAAGCAGGCCAAGUCUGUAUCUUUUAUUCUCCCUGAUGCUGCUGAUACUGCUGCUACUCCUGUUGAACCUGAGUCUGUUUCACAACUAAACGAAGAGGAAUCCAUGUCUCUAUCCUUUUCUCCUCCUGAUUCUGAUAAGGCUCCACAUACAACAUCCAUAAUCUCUGAUAAUGUGGACUUUCAGUUGGAUCAAGGAAGUGCAAAUGAGAAGCUAGCAGACUUCUCAGACCCUGAAUCUUUUGAGAGUAUUCUCACCACAUCAGAUUUAGUAUCAGGGAAGGUUGCGCGUAAACUCCAGCCCAGGCGUGGUGCCAAGACCAAGACCAAGACUGAGAAAUCUAAUAGCUCUGAUAAUACCAAUGAUGCUAAGGAGAAUAGUUCACAUUUGGAGUCUCUUCCUAUGGACACUGAAGCAUUAGAAGAUCAUAAUCUGUCUGUCCCAACUGAGACUCUCAGAAGUUUGACUGAUGAACAAGCAGAGCCUGUUGAAAUGUCUUCCAUUGAAGCUGGAUCGCCAGAGUUUGAAGCCAUUGAUACAUUGGAUGGAGAUCCCUGGCAUGAUGAAGAACAAGCUGAAGCAGAAAAUCGGGAUGUUGAGACCUUAAACAACUCUCAGAUGGAUGAAGACCUUAAUGAUGAUGAUUAUAGGGGUGAAGAUAAGCCCAAGCAGAAAAGGCAACCGAAAAGAGUAAAGAAGCAGAUGAUUGAUGCCCAGGAACCAUCUAAAAGGCUCAAAAAGACCUUCAAAGAACCUGAUUCCACAGAAGCAGAACCACCAAAAAAGAGGUUUCCUCAUGGGACUCGACGGAAGAGAAGGCAAUUGGACAAGGCUCUAUUGGAAACACCUGACUACGAGAUUGACCGUAGGCAGAUAGCAAUUAAACAGCUGAUACUAUUAGGAGAGGCUAAUGAGAAAAAUGCGAGUAAAGAAGCCACUGCUUCGGGGAAUAAUGGAAGCAACAUUGGUUCUUUUCCAAGCGAUACUCAUUAUGACCCAGACAAUCUUUUUGAUGAGGACCUAUACCGUAACGCUAACGCUGAGGAAGAACAUCUAAAUAGACUUAGAAGCAUCCCUAAAGUGAACUAUCACUCUCAUAUGACUAAGCUACAACGAGGGAAAUGGUCAAAAUCAGAAACAGAAUUGUUCUAUGAGGCUAUUCGUCAGUUUGGAACAGAUUUUGGAAUGAUUGAAAGGCUGUUUCCUAAUAGAACACGCCAUCAAGUGAAAUUAAAAUUCAAGAGCGAAGAGCGCAGACAUCCUUCAGAACUUCGAGAUGCAAUGAGUCAUCGUUCCAAAGACCUUUCACAUUUCGAAACGGUCAUCCAGCAGCUGAAAGCUCAGGCAGAGGAGGAAUCCAGACAGGAUGAUGCAAAUGACGAACCUACAAGUAUACCACAGGAGACCGCUGAUGCAAAUAAGGAAGCAAGAGAUCAACUUGAGAAAGAAGAGCAGGAAGCGAACGAAUUUGAGGAAGUGCCCGGUGCUGGGAAAGUUGAUGACUGGAAUGGAGACGAGUGGAAUGGAGAUGAGUGGAAAGGAGAUGACACUACCGAUUUGAAUGAAUACGAAGAUAUUGAGUGGAAUAUCGGUGCUUCUCCUCAAAACGAGGAAAAGUAUUCCGAGUAUGAUGAAUACUACUGAUAUCACAAUGAUGGCUAUAUGAAAGCUUUGGGGAACGUCAAUUUUAUUGUAUUUUGAUGGAAUGCCGGCUCUCUAAACGAGGAAAAAUAUUCAGAUGUUUUGAGAACUCUGAUCUUCUUGUAUUUAUUUAUAUAUUUAAUUAAGAGCGUUCCUAAUGAAAGUUGUAGCUAGGCUUGCAAAGUUUUUGCA
This is a messenger RNA of Asparagus officinalis (garden asparagus), 2835 nucleotides long. RefSeq names its product transcription factor TFIIIB component B''. Gene Ontology annotation, molecular function: TFIIIC-class transcription factor complex binding. Gene Ontology annotation, biological process: RNA polymerase III preinitiation complex assembly. Gene Ontology annotation, cellular component: transcription factor TFIIIB complex. The coding region runs from base 34 to 2646 and encodes 870 amino acids. The transcript is spliced from 20 exons. The record is from RefSeq and is a predicted model, not a curated record. Lineage: Eukaryota; Viridiplantae; Streptophyta; Magnoliopsida; Asparagales; Asparagaceae.